AUGUUGGUGCUUCUUGCCUUCAUCAUUGUCUUCCACAUCACCUCCGCGGCCUUGCUUUUCAUUGCCACCAUCGAUAAUGCCUGGUGGGUAGGAGAAGAGUUCUUUGCAGAUGUCUGGAGAGUCUGCGUCAACAACACGAAUUGCACAGAGAUCAAUGACAGCUAUCAUGAGUAUGCCACCCUGCAGGCUGUCCAGGCCACCAUGAUCCUUUCCACCAUCCUCUGCUGCAUCGCCUUCCUGAUUUUCGUGCUCCAGCUCUUCCGCCUCAAGCAAGGAGAGAGAUUUAUCUUAACCUCCAUCAUCCAGCUCAUGUCCUGCCUGUGUGUCAUGAUCGCGGCUUCUAUUUACACAGACCGGCGCAAGGACCUUCACACCAAGAACCAAGACUUGUACUCCCUGACCUCGGAGGGCAGAUACGGCUAUGCGUUCGUGCUGGCUUGGGUGGCCUUUGCUUUCACCCUCACCAGUGGUAUCAUGUAUCUAAUACUGAGGAAGCGCAAAUAA
This is a messenger RNA of Trichechus manatus latirostris (Florida manatee), 504 nucleotides long. RefSeq names its product epithelial membrane protein 2 (gene EMP2). Gene Ontology annotation, cellular component: plasma membrane; cytoplasm. The record is from RefSeq and is a predicted model, not a curated record. The coding region runs from base 1 to 504 and encodes 167 amino acids. The transcript is spliced from 4 exons. Gene Ontology annotation, biological process: regulation of cell-matrix adhesion; cell adhesion; positive regulation of integrin-mediated signaling pathway. Lineage: Eukaryota; Metazoa; Chordata; Mammalia; Sirenia; Trichechidae. Gene Ontology annotation, molecular function: protein kinase binding.